GCUCUACUCUACCUUUACAAGGAAUAUCUAGAAGUUCGAAUAGUUUAACCUCUGCCCAACCUCCGCCAUCCAGUUCUCUUUCUUUUAUCUCUUCUGUGAUAUCUCGUGGUGGGCGCACCACCAGCAACACCUCCCCUGGAGUGAGAGCUCCGCCCCCCUCCAGCCAGGGGCCUCGAACCCCCGGCCACACCUCCGCCGGGAAAAUAAUCUCUAAAAAAUUGUUUCGAACCCGGAGUAAAUCUUCUAACAGAGCCAGUAGUAUUCCUAUACCUUCCCCUUGGAUUCCACAGGAUGACUGUAGUUGGAAGCAUGUUACUGGUCAGCAGGUGUUCCUUCAGGACUCAACCCUUCUUCAUCUACUAGAAAUAGAACGAAUAUUCCUUCAGAAACUAGCUCAGAGUGGUUUGGCAGCUUGUGAUCUGGGAACCAUCAUCCGAAUACCAAAAGACAUGAAGGAACGUAACGAAGUGUCUAAGACAAGGAAAAGAGCAAAUUUACUCAAGAAAAAAGUUCUUUCCGCCGGAAACCUUGGACCUAAACCAGAUAAAGACUUGAAGAAAGGAGGAGAUGGUGCUGUAUUUGGUAUACCGAUCAAUCAAUGCGUAGAACUCUCAAGAAAAAAGUCAACUACAGACAUUCCACCAGACGAGAUCUUAUCUCCUACUUCUAAAUCGAGUCGAAGUGACAGUCGAACCUCCUUUGGAUCCAUUUUUGAUGCUCUUCAGAAGGAGAAACUUCAGGAUAGGAGUACGGGUAGCUUGGAGAGUUUAAACCUGGAUAUAAGACGAUCAUCCUACGCGGCAGAUUCUCAAUCAGGGUUGGAUACUCUCUCCUAUACAAGCUGUGACAGAUUACUAGAGGGCCCAUCAGAGAUUCCAGAUAGAAUAAAUCCACAACCCAACAUUCCAUCCGUAGUUAACACAUGCAUUAAAUAUCUGGAGCUUCAUGGUCUUCACACUGUUGGCAUUUUUAGAGUUGGAACAAGCAAGAAACGGGUUAGGCAGCUUCGAGAGGAUUUUGACAGUGGGGCAGAUGUAAUUAUUGCUGAGGAUGUGAGUGCUCAUGAUGUUGCAACCAUUCUCAAGGAAUUUUUCCGUGACCUGCCUGAACCACUUCUCCCGAGAGAGAUAUAUCAUCCUUUACUCGCAGUACAAAAAAUCCGCAACCGUAAACAGCAGAUUGAAGCGAUGAAAAAAAUCAUACAGCUUUUACCCCAGGUGAAUAGAGACACCCUGUACGUUCUUCUAAACUUCCUUCAUCUUGUAGCAGAGAAUAGUGAAGAUAGAAGGGGACCUCAGGGUGAGGAAAUAGCUGGAAAUAAGAUGGACUCUAACAAUCUUGCAACCCUGUUUGCUCCUAAUAUUCUUCACUCAAUGAAAAAUACAGAUGGGGCUGUAUCACCAGAGAACCCGGCCAAAGCUGCAGAAAGAACUGAAACCAUUAACAUUGUCAGAAGUUUAAUAGAUUACAAUAGAGAGUUGUUUGAGUUAACUUCAGAGGAAUUACACGAGCUGUACCUGAAAAUGAAUGAAGAGGUUCCAGAGGCAAUGGAUUAUCAGCUCCGACGAAGAGCAAUCAUCAAUGGAGACGAGUAUGUUGAUUUGUUUGAUGGUCACCUGAUUUAUGACAUGCCUGAACCAAGAUUACUCGGUCCUAAUGAUCCACAUAUAGCAGAGCAUAACGAUAGAAAAUUAUCAAAAAGUGAUAUUCAUCCAAUCUUUGAACUGGAGGGAAGUGGAGGAGAAGUAGAGGAGGAAGAAAGGUUGCGACGCAAAGAGGAGGAACGAGGUAGAGCCAGAAGAAGAGGGUCCGAGGAAACACAGGAGAAAGGAGGCAGCUGGUUUAGGUUCCGUGAAAAGUCUGAUAGUUCUGAAUCUGGAGAAACCAAAUGGUUUAAUAAGAAGAGAGAUAAGAGUCAAUCAACCAGUUCUAUGAGAACUCCAUCUUCUGAAUCUGUGAUUAUGCCACCUGCCCGCGGGUCCCAAUGUGAUAAGCAGGGUAUAGUGACCGGUACACUUAAGAUUAAUGUGACCGGGCUCCAGGGCCAGGGUGGUCAGGCCGGUCAAUCUGACCCAGGAGGUCAAGAACCAUGUGAGGAAGAGGAGAGAAGGCAAAAGGGUGUUCUGGGAAAACGAGUUGUUCUGCGCCGUCUCAGCCAUGAUGGCGAGGGAAAAGUUCUCUCUUGUGAGAUUCAUAUUCCAACAAUACGGAGCGCUGGAUCUCAAAACACUGAUUCCAUAGUAUACUCAAGCCGUGGUGUAUCACCUAGUGAUCCUGUUUUCUUUGGAUCAGGGUCCAGUACACCCAGCAACCCCAUGUCCCCAGGUUUGGUCUUAUUGGAGCCCGCUGUGUUCAGUGGGCCACCAUCACCUAUGUCAGUGACUCCUACGCCAGAGAAGCGUAAUUUAACACGUGCUGAAGUUGAAGUAGAGACACACUACCUGGAUUCUAGGGGCCGGGGACAGGGGCAGGAUGUGUCCCUAGUCCUAAAACCGGUUCCUAUACGGAACAAACCUUCGCCGGCAGAUUCAGUUCAAACUUUGGUUAAUGAACCAAUUCCAGAUAUUCAGGUGUCUUCUGCCGAUAGAGGCCACAGUCCCAAUCCUCUAGGGCUUCGAAGGUUAAAGGAUGAAAAUCUUGCAUCCUCUAGUUUAAGCCUACCUCCGGAGUCCAAUGGAUCCCGUCCUUCAGUACUCUCUGCAUUUAGCUAUGACAUGAGAUCAAAGACAGAUAAUCUUGACCGCUUGAUCAACGAGGUUGAACGGUCCUCAGCUGAUAACCUCACUGCUGGCAGUGGGCGGGAGGUUAAGAAAUAUAUUAGACGACGCUACACAGAUUCACGACAUCCAACAACAGAACUUCCAGAUGUAAGAGGAGAUCCACUUCCCUCAGUACAAGAUCCACCACUACGAAAAUCAAGGUCUAAGCAAAACCUAGGUUCUAGUUCUCAGAUACCUACAGAUGAACCUGAUGCAGCCGUAUCUGUAGCAGUAGCCGGGCAGGUCACUGAACGGGCAAGCUACAAGCGGUGGCAGAAAACAAGCAGUAGAUAUUUAGAUACUGACUAAAGAUUACCAAAUACUUAGAUGUAGACUAAAGAUUACAAAAUACAUAGAUGUAGACUGAAGAUUACCAAAUACUUAGAUGUAGAAUGAAGAUUACCAAAUACUUAGAUGUAGACUGAAGAUUAUCAAAUACAUAGAUGCAGACUGGAGAAUUACCAAAUACUUAGAUGUAGACUGAAGAUUACCAAAUACUUAGAUGUAGACUGAAUAUUACCAAAUAUUUAGAU
Eurytemora carolleeae is the source of this 3292-nucleotide messenger RNA. Its product is annotated as rho GTPase-activating protein 6. The transcript is spliced from 28 exons. The record is from RefSeq and is a predicted model, not a curated record. Gene Ontology annotation, biological process: signal transduction. Lineage: Eukaryota; Metazoa; Arthropoda; Copepoda; Calanoida; Temoridae. Bases 450 to 3068 code for a protein of 872 amino acids.